Naegleria fowleri is the source of this 678-nucleotide messenger RNA. RefSeq lists its product as uncharacterized. The coding region runs from base 1 to 678 and encodes 225 amino acids. The transcript has 2 exons. Lineage: Eukaryota; Heterolobosea; Eutetramitea; Acrasida; Naegleriidae. The record is from RefSeq and is a predicted model, not a curated record.
AUGACAUUAAGUCAAGCACCUUCUUUAAAGAAUUGGACUGGUCGUGACCCUGUAUUGGGUUUUGAGGGUGAUAUUGAUUAUUUUGAUGUUCUUCUGUUUAAAUAUCAAAGCCGUUCCCACAACUUCAAAAAAUUAUUCUUUGUACCAUCUCCAGAAGUUGUUCAGGUUAAUGAUUCAGUUAUUACCUUUCACUAUCCAGGCACAGGGAAGGCCCUUCCUCCAUAUUCCAUGAACUCUGAAAGCAAAGAAUGGAGUCCUUGUAAGACCCAUCUAUACACCGUUUCCAACCAACAUUCCAUAGUUUCUAAUGACAUGUUACCGAACAGUGACGAAUUAUCUAGAGAGAGAAUUCAAAGUAAAAUUGAUGCAAUCAAUGAGGAAAUUAAAUUCAUUCGAGCACAUCCAAAAACAAUUAUUGGAGGAAGUGGAUCGAAACGAAGCUCCAUAACGAAAUCCAAAAGAUGGUCUCUUCCUUCCAUUGUAUCAGGAGAUGCAAUGAGCUCUGGUGGAGCCACAAGCUCAAACUCAAAUUUGAUUUUGGAACAAACAGUUCUUGGUGGAGGAAACUCCAAUUCAAAUCGAAGGUCACAAAACGAAGAGGAAUUUUUCAUGGAUUUACAACAACGAUUGAAUAAGCAAUAUGGAGGAAUGCCCGCAAAUUUAAUGGACAAUCCUUAG